UCCCGCCCAUCAGCAGUCUGUGCGGGCGCGCUCCGGUGUCCCGUGCGCCGUGACGCAGCCGGGUCCGCCGCGCGAGGAAGUGGCGCUGUUGUUUGAGCGUCGGGACAGUCUCGCACUGUCUCGUGGGUUCAUCUGAAGAGAUUUUUAAACCGUGUUUCGGUGACUCCUGCCGUUCAUGAACCGGGACUGAUCGCGCUCGACCAUUCUCUCGUGCCGUCCGGAGAACAUAAUCGCGAUAAAUGGCUGCUGAGGUGAAUGGCAGCUCAGGUCUGGUGAAGGAGGAAGAGGAGCCCAUGGAUGUGUCGGGCUCACACACUGAGAACUAUCAGACGCUGCUGGACGCUGGACUGCCACAGAAAGUUGCUGAGAGCCUGGACAACAUCUUUCAGACCGGUCUGGUGGCGUAUGCUGAUCUGGACGAGCGGGCGCUUGAUGCACUACGGGAGUUUAAUGAAGAGGGAGCGCUGUCCGUCCUGCUGCAGUUCAAAGAGUCUGACCUCUCUCAUGUGCAGAAUAAGAGCGCUUUCCUGUGUGGGGUGAUGAAGACAUACAGACAGAGAGAAAAACAGGGCAAUAAAGUGCAGGAGUCGACGAAGGGCCCUGAUGAGUCAAAGAUAAAGGCUCUGCUGGAGAGGACGGAAUACACUCUAGAUGUCACAACAGGACAGAGGAAGUAUGGCGGCCCACCGCCGGAGGAAGUGUACACGGGGCAGCAGCCGGGCAUCGGCACAGAGGUGUUUGUGGGUAAGAUCCCUCGGGACCUGUACGAGGACGAGCUGGUUCCUCUGUUCGAGAACGCCGGUCCCAUCUGGGAUCUGAGGUUGAUGAUGGACCCGCUCACGGGUCAGAAUCGCGGCUACGCCUUCAUCACCUUCUGCAGUAAAGACGCAGCGCAGGAAGCUGUCAAACUGUGUGACAACUAUGAGAUCCGCUCAGGGAAAUAUCUGGGCGUGUGCAUCUCUGUGGCCAAUAAUCGUCUCUUCGUUGGAUCUAUUCCUAAGAAUAAGACGAGAGAAAGUAUCCUGGAAGACUUUGGCAAAGUUACAGAGGGUUUGCAGGAGGUGAUUUUAUACACUCAGCCAGAUGAUAAAAAGAAGAAUCGUGGUUUCUGUUUUCUGGAGUAUGAAGAUCAUAAAUCGGCUGCUCAGGCUCGCCGCAGGCUCAUGAGUGGGAAGGUGAAGGUUUGGGGAAACCCUGUGACGGUGGAAUGGGCCGACCCGGUUGCUGAGCCUGACCCAGAGGUCAUGGCCAAAGUAAAGGUUCUGUUUGUGCGUAAGCUGGCCACUCCCGUCACAGAGGAGCUCCUGGAGAAAACCUUCUCGCAGUUCGGUAAACUGGAGCGUGUCAAGAAGCUGAAAGACUACGCAUUCGUUCACUUUGAGGAGCGAGAUGCUGCAGUCAAGGCCAUGCAGGAGAUGAACGGGAAGGAGCUCGGCGGUGAGGAGAUCGAGAUCGUGCUGGCAAAGCCUCCGGAUAAGAAGAGAAAAGAACGUCAAGCAGCGAGACAAACCAGCAGAAACACUGGGUAUGAUGAGUAUUACUACUACCCUCCCCCUCGCAUGCCUCCCCCGGGUCGCGGUCGUGGCCGUGGCGGACGGGGGGCCUACGCCUAUCCCCCUGAUUACUACGGUUACGAGGAUUACUAUGACGAUUACUACGGUUACGAUUACCACGAUUACCGAGGUGGCUACGACGACCCAUAUUACGGCUACGACGACGGUUACUCCAUGAGAGGGCGGGGAAGUCGCGGCAGCCGCGGGGCUCCGCCUCCACCCCGAACCCGGGCCGCUCCUCCAGCCCGGGGUCGAGGCGGUUAUCCUCCGAGAGGCGGGGCUCCAAUGGGAGGGGGUCGGGGUGGCCGCGGGGGACGCGGAGGGCCUUUCCAGCUUCCGAGGGGCCGCGGCACUCGAGGCGCCCGGGGGAACCGCGGCGGAAAUGUCGGCGGGAAGAGGAAGGCGGAUGUAUUUAACCAGCCGGACUCCAAACGGCGCCAGACCACCAUCCAGCAAAACUGGGGCACACAACCCAUCGCUCAGCAACCGCUGCAGCAGGGCUCCGAUUACUCCGGUAACUACGGUUACAGCAACGACACGCUCGAGUUCUCCCAAGAUUCCUACGGCCAGCAGUGGAAGUAGAUGAGCAACAUCUGUGAAACACACCUUCCUACCCUGCUCCUGAGAAACCAGACCUGCGAUUGGCCAGCAGUGUUUGUUUGACUUUUCUAUUCUCCGAUUCCCUUCUAGAUUUUGUCCGUGACCCACAACUGACUUGACAAAUCCUUAUAGGCUAAAGAGCAGAAUGUGUCUGACGCCCCUGAGCUUCACCCGAGCGGGGCGUUCGUCUUAGAUCACUUUUAUUCCUACGGUUUUCCUUGUUUUAAAAUCAACAAAGAACGUUUUAAAGAACAUUCUGAUGCUUCAUGAAGCGUACGUGUGAGAGGACAUUCAAAUCAUGAAAUGGUCUUUGGAGAGAUGUGUCAUCCUUCCCUCAGUCCUCUCUCUCUCUCUCUCUCUCUCUCUCUUUCAGUAGUAGUAGUAGUAGCAUUAGGGACUCGCUGUAAAUACUGGCUGUUGACUAGAGCUUGAUUUCAUCCAUGACUGUUUUGUUUUGGUUUUUGCAGAAGUGGAGAAAAGAAUCCACAGAAGGAAUAAAGAGUUUUGUAGCAGAAGUGCUGUUAAACGUGUCUGUUAGCCUUUCUAGAAGUAGUUGAACUGUGUUUUUUAAAAACUGAUAUUACUUCAGAUGUUUGUUUGUUUUUGUUUCAAUUGGGGGUUUGGUCUGGCUUACCUUAAGAGCUGCGGCGGGCUGGUCUGAUGUUUGUAUUUAUAACUUUUAUUUUUUGUUGGUUUCAAUAAAACUCAAUCGAGCAACUUCCAAAAGAGGCUGUAAA
Messenger RNA from Triplophysa dalaica, 2890 nucleotides. RefSeq names its product heterogeneous nuclear ribonucleoprotein R (gene hnrnpr). Gene Ontology annotation, molecular function: mRNA binding. The record is from RefSeq and is a predicted model, not a curated record. Gene Ontology annotation, cellular component: ribonucleoprotein complex; nucleus. Lineage: Eukaryota; Metazoa; Chordata; Actinopteri; Cypriniformes; Nemacheilidae. The coding region runs from base 240 to 2135 and encodes 631 amino acids. The transcript has 11 exons.